Messenger RNA from Helianthus annuus (common sunflower), 1017 nucleotides. Its product is annotated as 60S ribosomal protein L7a-2. Gene Ontology annotation, cellular component: ribonucleoprotein complex. The transcript has 7 exons. Lineage: Eukaryota; Viridiplantae; Streptophyta; Magnoliopsida; Asterales; Asteraceae. The record is from RefSeq and is a predicted model, not a curated record. Gene Ontology annotation, biological process: ribosome biogenesis. Bases 112 to 879 code for a protein of 255 amino acids.
CCAGGAUAUCAGCCCAUCAAAAACAAAACCCUACCGAACCUCUUUUUCAUAUAAACAGAAACCCCCUUUUUUUUCCAGCCGUUUCCAGACCUUCAAUCUCAGCUAUCAGACAUGGCUCCGAAGAAGAAGACGGUAGCAACCAAGAAGAAAACGGAGAAGGUAGUGAAUCCGUUGUUUGAGAAGAGGCCGAAGCAGUUUGGAAUAGGUGGAGCAUUGCCGCCUAAGAAGGAUGUGCACAGGUUUGUAAGAUGGCCACAAGUUGUUCGUAUUCAGAGGAAGAGGAGGAUCCUCAAGCAGCGGUUGAAGGUGCCUCCUGCUUUGAACCAGUUCACCAAAACCCUAGACAAAAAUCUCGCAACUACUUUGUUCAAGAUGCUGCUCAAGUACAGGCCAGAGGACAAGGCAGCAAAAAAAGAACGCCUCAAAAAACGAGCUGAGGCUGAGGUUGAUGGAAAAACCGUAGAAGCAAAGAAGCCCAUUGUUGUGAAAUACGGUCUAAAUCAUGUCACUUAUCUCAUUGAGCAGAACAAGGCACAAUUGGUUAUCAUUGCUCAUGAUGUAGACCCGAUCGAGUUGGUUGUUUGGCUACCUGCAUUGUGCAGAAAGAUGGAGAUCCCUUACUGCAUUGUAAAGGGAAAGUCUCGACUGGGAGCUAUCGUUCAUCAGAAAACCGCAUCAGCUCUGUGUUUGACUACAGUCAAGAACGAAGAUAAAAUGGAAUUCAGCAGAAUUCUGGAAGCUAUCAAGGCUAACUUCAACGACAAGUAUGAAGAGUACAGGAAGAAAUGGGGUGGUGGCAUAAUGGGUUCCAAAUCUCAGGCAAAAACAAAGGCAAAGGAGAGGGUUUUGGCCAAAGAAGCUGCUCAGAGGAUGAAUUAGACCAGUUUUUGAUCAUGUGUUGUCUGCAUUUGAAUUCAUGGAAAGAUUUUGUUUUUAGAGUUUUAUUUGCUUGCUAUAAACUUUUGGAAGUUAAAUUACUUGCUUAUCUUAAUAUCAACUUAAUUGAGUUUUUACUAA